AUGCAACCGGGGCACCUUCGACAGGCACACCAGCUCGCGCACUCGGAACGGCCGCGUCGGUCCAACGCGCAUGCGCUGACGGGCGAAAACACUCUGGUCGCCUCGGGACUCCACCAUACGUCGCCGGGGUUGGGUCGACGGGAGGUGCCAAAGACUACCAACGAGCCGACGGCGGUUGUCACGGCCACCAAGACGCUCGACGACCCGUUUUUUGAGCGCAUGCAGUCGUCGAUCGAGACGCAAAAGCAAAUCGUCCUCGACAUGCGCGAGCGGCUCGCGCGGCAACAGCAAUCACAACCCUAA
Molecule: messenger RNA, 303 nt
Organism: Saprolegnia parasitica CBS 223.65
Lineage: Eukaryota; Oomycota; Saprolegniomycetes; Saprolegniales; Saprolegniaceae
Exons: 2
Coding region: 1-303 (100 amino acids)
Source: RefSeq, a predicted model, not a curated record